This is a messenger RNA of Penicillium odoratum, 1248 nucleotides long. RefSeq names its product putative endo-arabinanase. NCBI's taxonomy places the organism in Eukaryota, Fungi, Ascomycota, Eurotiomycetes, Eurotiales, Aspergillaceae. Gene Ontology annotation, molecular function: hydrolase activity, hydrolyzing O-glycosyl compounds. Bases 1 to 1248 code for a protein of 415 amino acids. Gene Ontology annotation, biological process: carbohydrate metabolic process. The record is from RefSeq and is a predicted model, not a curated record. The transcript is spliced from 2 exons.
AUGAUCGUCAGGAGCGACCACUUAUCACGGCCGGCGAUGCCGCCUGCUAGACGGGUCGAGAAUUUCCAACAGGAGUGGUCUCUUUGGCAUCUACUGAUUCCUCGGCGUUGGAUCAAGAUGUUGGUUUUGGUAGGUUUGGUUUGCUUCUUCUCGGUCUGUCUUGGUCUAGGCUUGAACCAGAAUCAGAUUCGAGACCUGGAUUCGGAUCAGGGUCAGGAUGAUGGCUUUCAAGACGAUGGUGUUGCCUAUUUUCCUCCGCCUAGGCAAACGGGACAAAAAACUCAUGAUCCGACUAUUUUGAAGGUUGGCGAUGAGUUCUAUCUUUACAAUGUCGGGUCGCAUAUCUUCAUUUACAAUGCGCCUUCUAUGGCCGGUCCGUGGAAGCAUGUUGGCAGUGUGCUGGAUGCCAAUAGUGUCAUCCCCAAGGGUGAUCGUGCUGCUCCCUGGGCACCGACGGUUAUUGAAUACGACGGAGUCUACUACUGCUAUUACAGUGUGAGCAAAGCAGGCUGCCGUGACAGUGCCAUCGGUGUGGCGACAUCUAAUUCUCCUGGACCUGGGAACUGGCAUGACCAUGGCGCUAUUAUCCAAACGGGAACUGGCAAUGGAUCCGAUGUGUCGCCCUACACGAUCUCGAAUGCCAUUGACCCGAGUGCAUUGAUUCUCCCCAAUGGUGAAGCAUACCUCACAUUCGGAAGCUAUUGGACUGGUAUCUAUCAAGUUCCCCUCGGCAAGGAUAUGAUUUCUCCGAAGAGCACUACUGAGCCCGACGCUCGUCACCUUGCCUACGAGCCCAACAUGCUUAGCACUCCCAACCGUCACACUAGCUCAUUAUGCGGUGACCCAACUGGACCACACGCCAUCGAGGGAGCAUUCAUUUCCUAUCGUGAUGGAUAUUAUUAUCUCUGGUUCAGCCACGGCAACUGCUGUAAUCUGCAUGCGGACAAACUUCCUGCCGCUGGCAAAGAUAUUCGCGUUGGACGGUCCCAGAAUCCUCGUGGUCCCUUCGUCGACAAAACUGGCAAGGACCUUGUCGAAGGUGGUGGCACUAUCAUAUACGGCUCGAACGGCGAAACCUAUGCCCCCGGCGGCCAAGGCGUUCUUCGCGACGGCGACACCGACCUUCUCUAUUACCACUACCGUGAGUCCAUGACUCCUAUCCACACACAAUCUAUGAUUUUAACCCUCGCUCCAGAAAAUAGAACCAUUGGCGUGGCAUUUGCAGUACGUGACCCGGCAGGCUUGUAG